AUUGAUGACAAAAAGGCCCUGAGCGACCGUUGUGAGGAAGUAGUGGGAGAACUCAAGCAGGUGGAUCAGAAAUACACCAAGAAGAUUGCUCAGAUGCAGGAGCAACAUGAGAUGGUGUGGCAAAUUCUGGGUCCCAUGUGUGAGGAGAUUAAGAAGCUGAAAGAGUUAAUGAGUGCCACAGAAAAGAUCCGCCGGGAGAAAUGGAUUGAUGAGAAGACCAAAAAGAUCAAGGAGAUCACUGUAAAAGGUCUGGAGCCAGAGAUUCAGAAGCUCAUCACCAAACACAAGCAGGAGCUGAAGAAACUCCGAGUUCUUCAUGAGGCAGAGCUGCUUCAGGCAGACGAGAGGGCCGCCCAACGUUACGUCAGACAGACCGAGGAAUUACGACAGCAGUUGGAGAGAGAAAGAGAUGAACAGUGCCAGAGAGAGAGAGAACUAGCCAAGCAGAGGUUUGAGAAACAGCUGCAGGAAGAGGAGAACGCACUGCAGCAGCAGAGGAGACGUCUGUAUAAAGAAGUGUCAGAGGAGAAAGAGCGAAUCACACAGCUGGCAGCCAGGCAGCAUUCUGAGCUGGAGGACCUAAGGAAGCAGUUGGAAGAGAACAGCUCUUUGGCAGCAAGAGCACUGAGAGAAGAGCUGGAGAAGAGCAGAGAAGAGCAGGAGAGACGACAUCAGGUUGAAAUAAAGGCCCUGAAGGAAAGACUUGAGAUUGAGAAACAGACAUGGGAAGAAAAUUAUAUGAAAAAAGAGGAAGCAUGGCUGCUGAGCAGAGAAAGGGAACUGAAGGAUGAAGUGCGUCGAGGGAGAGACAAAGAGAUCGAGCUGGCCAUUCAGAGACUAGAGGAGGAGACUAGAGGGGCAAGAGAGGAGUGUGAGAGAGCAUCUGACAACCGGAUAAAGCGUUUGAGGGAGAAAUACGAGGCUGAGCUCCGAGAUCUGGAGCGUUCGGAGCGGGCAGCAUUGCAGAAACAGCAGGAGAUAAGAGAGAAACACAGUGAGAUGGAGACAGAGCUCCUCCGGCUGCAGUCGCUCUUACGACAACGAGAGCAGGAGAUUAGCGACAUUACCCAGGCCCGUGAUAAGUUAUCAGAUGAGCGCCGCAGUCUAGCAGAAGUGAUCAGACAAGAGUUUGCAGAACGGCUUGUAGAGACGGAGGAAGAGAACAGGAGAAUGAAGAAGGAGGUGUCAGAGGCCAAGGCACGACUCCGUUUAGAGGUGGAGCGAGUGACAAGAGAGAAAGAAGAAGAGCUUGCAGAGGUGCAUCAAAGAGUGAAGUCCGCUAUUUUGAAGAAGGAAGAGACUGUUAAUAACCUGCGCAAGCAGCAUGAGGCUGCUGUCAAGAGAGCAGAUCAUCUCGAGUCUUUGUUGGAACAGCAGAGAAAACAGCUGUUAGGGAAAUGAUUGACAAGUUAGGGCUCUGAAACCCCCAAAGCUCCUUCCCUUCUGUCAUACCGUCCUCCUGCACAAAGAAACUUUCACUCUUUAUUUUAUUUGUCAGGUUUCUCUUAUUUCUUUUGGUUGUUUGGAUGAACUGAUGGAUUCUGGAUCGACAUUUUGGUUCCACCAGACUUCUCAUCCAGAAAGGCGGCCUUUGGCAUUCCCAUGGGAACAAGGCAAGAAAUGAGAGAGGAAUUUAAUCUUCUCCGAGAUUCUUGGAGAGCUUUUGUGGGUCUCUCUUUCAUGGAUAUAGCCACCGGUUUCACACAGCCAAAUUAAUUUAAGCAUAGAAAAAAUACAAAAUAAAUCUUCUCACUUGAGUUUAGAUCUAGUGUGUUGAAUCUCAUAAAACCUUGUCCCAUAAACCUGUGCAUAUUUCACCCCAUAAUCAAAAUAUGUAAGUAAGAAAUGUCUUUAAAUUUAAAUUAAGCAAAAAUAAACAGUUUGUAUAUUGCAAAAAAAUAUAUAUUAUUUAAGUAUUGUAUUUAUACAAUGUUUUUUUUUACUUUUUUUUGUGUUAUUUAUGCUUGUAUUAAAUCCCUGUUUAAUAAAAAUGGAAAUUGGAUCACAACUGAGAUUUUAAUGGGAUUUGAAAACAAUCAAAUGGUAGAAAAUGAUGACCGUUUGCAUUGGAAACUGACAAUGCAAAAUGGUUCUAAAAUUCUUUAUCCAAAAUAGCAUUUUUUACAUUUCAUAUUUUGAUUCGGGGGUAAAAUCUGCAUGCUUUUGUGAGUUUCAUCCAAGAAGUGGAAGGCAUUUAAAGAAAGCUUUUGUUGGUCACAGAGGCAUUCACAGUAAACUACUCCAGAUGUUUCUGUAACUCCCUACCCUCUUCCCGUCUCUCUCCAGCACUGGAAUUAGGGAAAUGGGUGGAGAGUACAGUGGACAGGAUACGUGGGAGAGGCAAAGGCUCUAAAAUCGAGAAGUUAACCCUUUACAUUAAAGAGGAGAGGCUUAACCCCCCACCAACACAAACAUCCCUUCUCCCCCUGCCUUUUGUGUGUUGCAUACAGAUGCCUUUUGUCCCGAUACCCCUCUGGGCUAUCUCUAAAUUACAGGAGAUGUCCCAGAAGCCCCCAGGACACCCAAACAUGCUCACACAGAGCCCACAGUGAGGCCCAGUUCUAGUUCAGACAUCAAAGAAGUGAUGGCAGAACAGCUAGACUAUAGAGAUUUUAGAAGGUUUGUUGACAGCGAAGCAGUAGAUGGUGAAGAUAAGUAUGGAGUGUCUCUUUAGAUUGAUAGGGACUGACAGUAAGUUGAGCAGCUCUUACGAUGUGCAGCUGAUUUGCACAAACUGAGGUGAGAGACCUGGUUGAGGUUGAGUUGAGAUGGAUGUAGAAAGUUGGGUAGAUGCAAAUAUCAGAUGGAUAGAAAAUUAGGAGAAUGACAGUGUUUAUGAUUUAGGAAAAGCAGAACUGGGUUCAACAGGAUGUUACACACAGUGACUGUGAUUUACCAAGUAGGACGUUCCUAAAUCAUCGUACAUGGUUAAAUAGUUGCUUGCAAGCAGUGUUAGCUAAAGUAAUUUCCAGUCAUUGAACUAAAAAUAACAUUGAAAUAAAAUAAUUUGUCUUUUAAGCACUAUGGUUACUAAAACUGAAAUAAAUGACAACACUACGAAAGCUAUAAAUACAUGACAAACAUAAAAUAUAUAAAAAGUAAGAGAUUCGGUUAAAAAUAUUUAUAAAUACUAUAGUAAAAUACACUAUAAAAAUUUUGAUUCACACAUUGGUCUGAAUGAAUAAUUAAAAGGAAAAAUCCCAAACAACUGGAAAGAUCAAAACAUCUUGGAUCAGCACCAGCCAGAUGGAUUUAAUAGAAUUAUUAAUAACAUUAGCUUUUAUCAAUGUAUCUUUUCCCUUUGAAUUUAGGUGUAGUCCAUUGUUUGGAAGUUAUUUUUACAUUACAUGAAUGUUGUUCUGGCUUAACACCAAUAUGUUGAUCCAGGAACCUCCUCCUUGGUAAAAUUACAGUGAGCUGGGGGAGAUGUAGCAUGACUGGUAUUGGCUCUGUGGUUCAAAGCACAGCUAAAAGGCCUCCAAUCUCUCUCGUUCUCUCUCCAUAUUCUAUACCAAGUGGUCUGUCCAAAAGAGGAACAGAGACCAAUGCAGUUCAGCAUGGGUUGGGGUGGCAGAGUGGGGGAGGUGCUUCAAUACUCUCACAAGUCUCCAUUGUUUCUUGGGAUAAAGUCCCUACAUUUUUUCUUCCUUUCUUCUAUUGCAAAACUUUUGGUUUUACGAGGAGAUUUUUCUAAAACCUUUCAACUGAACAAUAAUGACACAAGCCAGAAAAGCAGUGAAUGUUUAACCAAACCAGAUGUUUAAUCUGAUUGGGCAACUUUAGGUUUGAUAACCAAAGAGAACUACUUUAUAAAAAGUUCUCUUUAUCUGCAAAACAAACUUUUGUUAGAGAAGUUGAUUUACUUGCCAAACUAAAUUACUUAUCUAAAGUUGAACAGCGUGAGCGAGGUUGUGACCAGCUACUUCCUAAUGUGAAACUGUUUUCUUGUACCAUUUUUUGAUGGAUUUUGUAUAUCAGAUUCUUCCUGAUGUGUGAGCUGUUUAGUGAACGCAGCCACAUCGAAAAGGUCAGAAUGAAAAGUGCCUCAUUCCUGUUCUCUAAUGAGAGGAUCAGGUGUCUCAUUUUCAAGCUGUCCUCGCUAGCAGAACACCGCAGACUCUGCAGUGCGGCUCAAGCAGAAAUACUGAGAUUUCUCUGAGGCAUAAUUUCAUGAGUCACCUGUUGACAUCACAUUUUAAUGUGUGCGUGUGUAUCCAAGGUCAGUUGGAUGCAUUCGAUCAGAAGCCCAGUGUGAGGUUCAAAAUGUUAGAACAUUCUGAGAAUGUUUCAAAUGCAUUUCAUGAAGGUUAGAAGUCCAUUUUGGCAGCAGAUGCAGGUCUUUGGCUGUUUUUCACCUUCAGAUGGCAGCGUGGUUGGCAUGGCCAGAGUUUCUCAGUCCCACUCAUGCCAGUGAACUAUUCUUUUGUGAGUGUAGAGUUUAAUAGCCAAGCGCCGGUCGCCAUUUUACUGGCCUUUUGAAACUGUGGUCUGAAAAAAAAAACACUACUUUUAUUACCUUAAUUAAUGUCUGAUAUCAUUCCCCCUUUUCCUAUUCAUGGUUAAAUUAGGUUUUGUUUUUUUGCAUGUCUAAGUGUAAUUUAAAUGUGGCCUUUAACGUGUAGCUCUUAAUUUGAUUCUUUUACCCAUAUCCUGUAUUUUGUUCCAAGUUUAAUAGCUGUGUUUUCGAAAAAUGAAGAAAAGAAUCUCCACAGUACGAUAAUAAAUCUUGAAAA
Molecule: messenger RNA, 4733 nt
Organism: Carassius auratus (goldfish)
Lineage: Eukaryota; Metazoa; Chordata; Actinopteri; Cypriniformes; Cyprinidae
Product: centrosomal protein of 131 kDa-like
Exons: 12
Coding region: 94-1401 (435 amino acids)
Biological process (GO): regulation of centrosome duplication; cilium assembly; intraciliary transport involved in cilium assembly
Cellular component (GO): centriolar satellite
Source: RefSeq, a predicted model, not a curated record